AUGAAUCUGCUGUAUCUGGUUCCACUUCUUCAGCUAAAAAGCAAUCACAAAGUUGAAUUGCUUUUACGGUUUUACCUCGUUCAGAAACAGGAAGGGAUACCUCCUCGUAUGUUUAAAGCAGUUAUUGCUGCUAGCCAUCCUGAAUUUUCUUCUGUGAGACAGCAGGAUGCUUUGGAAUUUUUUUUACAUUUUGUUGAUCAAGUUGAACGUGUUCAUUCUGGAAAACCUGAUUUGGAUCCCACAAAGAGUUUCAAGUUUGGCAUUGAAGAUCGUAUCGCAUGUUCAUCUGGCAAGGUUGCUUACAAUAGAAGGCUUGACUACAUUCUUUCUUUGAAUAUUCCACUGCAUGAAGCUACUAAUAAAGGAGAAGUAGAAACUUUCCACAAAUUGAAAGCGGAAAAGAUUUCAGAAGGAAAGGACGUAUCCAGUGAUGAGAUUGUACGUCCAAGGGUUCCUCUAGAAGCAUGUCUAGCAACCUUUUCAGCCCCUGAGGAGAUACACGAUUUUUAUAGCACUGCCUUGAAAGCUAAGACAACAGCGUUCAAGAAUGCUGGUUUGACAUCAUUUCCUGACUAUUUGGUGUUGCACAUGCGUAAAUUUGUAAUGGAGGAGGGCUGGGUGCCCAAGAAGCUUGAUGUAUAUAUUGAUGUUCCAGAUAUCAUAGAUAUUACCCAUAUGCGCAGCAAAGGCCUUCAACCUGGGGAGGAGCUAUUACCAGAGGGUGGCUCUGAGGAUGAGGCAGAGUCAAAUAUGCCUGUUGCCGACCAGGAUAUUGUUUCCCAACUUGUGUCGAUGGGAUUUAAUCAUCUUCAUUGCCAGAAAGCUGCCAUAAAUACCUCAAACACUGGAGUGGAAGCAGCAAUGAAUUGGUUACUCUCUCAUAUGGAUGAUCCAGAUAUAGAUAUUCCUAUUUCCCAACAAGGUGCAACAAUUGACCAAUCAAAAGUUGAUACUUUGAUCUCAUUUGGUUUUCAAGAAGAGAUUGCUCGGAAGGCUUUGAAAGCAUCGGGUGAUGACAUUGAGAAAGCAACAGAUUGGAUAUUUAACAAUCCGGAUGCUUCUGCUUCAUCGGAUAUGGAUGCUACCUCAUCAAGCACUGUACAAACUCCUGUGGAUGCUGGUCUAACGGAUGGAGGAGGGAAAUACCGGCUGUUUGGAAUAGUGAGCCAUAUUGGAACCUCUACCCAGUGUGGUCACUACGUCGCUCAUAUCCUUAAAGAUGGUAGAUGGGUAAUUUUCAACGAUGACAAGGUUGGAGCUUCUGUUAACCCUCCAAAAGAGAUGGGAUAUUUGUAUUUCUUUGAGAGGCUUAACAGCUAAAAUUUAUGAGGUAGAAAGAUGAAAGA
Messenger RNA from Pistacia vera, 1346 nucleotides. RefSeq names its product ubiquitin carboxyl-terminal hydrolase 14-like. NCBI's taxonomy places the organism in Eukaryota, Viridiplantae, Streptophyta, Magnoliopsida, Sapindales, Anacardiaceae. The coding region runs from base 1 to 1320 and encodes 439 amino acids. Gene Ontology annotation, biological process: protein deubiquitination. Gene Ontology annotation, molecular function: cysteine-type deubiquitinase activity; protein binding. The transcript has 11 exons. The record is from RefSeq and is a predicted model, not a curated record.